This is a messenger RNA of Aspergillus ibericus CBS 121593, 1610 nucleotides long. Its product is annotated as FAD-binding oxidoreductase. The transcript has 5 exons. The record is from RefSeq and is a predicted model, not a curated record. The annotation marks the transcript as partial. Gene Ontology annotation, molecular function: FAD binding. NCBI's taxonomy places the organism in Eukaryota, Fungi, Ascomycota, Eurotiomycetes, Eurotiales, Aspergillaceae.
CAUGCGCGUUGCUUCACUCCUCCCGCUGGCCGCCACGGCCACGGCAGCCACGGCAGCCACCUCCGGCUGCACCACUCUCCAGCAAUCCUUGUCCGACGAAGUCUUUGCUCCCAGCACCGAUGUCUACAAAUAUGAGGCGCAAGACUUCUGGUCCAACACGGAGAUCAUGUCGCCGGGAUGCGUGUUCCGCCCGCAAUCGGCCGCGCAAUUGGGGGAGGGCGUGAAGGCGCUGGUGGAUGCGAAUGCGCAGUUUGCGGUGCGCGGUGGUGGUCAUAUGGGAAUUCGGGGCUCGAAUAAUAUCGAUAACGGAGUGCUGAUCGUCAUGUCGAACUUGACGACCCUCGUGCUGUCGGAGGAUGAAUCUAUUGUGUCGGUUGGACCGGGUUAUCGCUGGGCCGACGUCUACUCCUACCUCGAAUCCUACGGCCUCGCUGCAGCCGGUGGCCGACUCGGUCCUGUUGGCGUUCCUGGGCUGCUUCUGGCCGGUGGAGUCAACUUUUACGGCAAUCAGGUGGGUUUCGGUUGUGACACCGUGGUGAACUACGAGGUGGUCCUGGCCAAUGGCACCGUCGUGGAGGCCAACCGCAAUAGCCACUCGGAUCUGUUCUGGGCGUUGAAGGGAGGCAGCAGUAACUUUGGCCUGGUGACCCGGUUCGAUAUGGAGACGAUUGAGUCGACCAAGGUCUGGGCGGGAACGUAUACUGUGGCUGGGGAGUAUGUGGAACAGUUUUUGAAGGCCGCAGCAACCUACGCCGCCAACAUCUCCGACGCCAAAACCCAUAUCGUACCCGCCGUGGUCCCCGAAGGCAACACGACCGUCGGAUCGGUGAUUCUCUUCUACGACAGCGCCACGGAGAGCUACCCCGAGAUCUUCAAGCCGUUUACCGAUAUCCCAGCCAUCAGCAGCACCUUGGGCUUCAAGACCUUGUCCGAGUUUGCCACGGAGACGGGUGCCCUUGUUACGCCACACAUCAAUGACAUCUUCGUCGCCGGCACCAUCAAAGCCACCGACUACACCUCUCUCUACAACGGCAUCGCCCUCAUCAACAACACCUUCUUCAACCAACUCCCCAAACUCACCGCCCAAAUCCCCAGCGCUAACAUCUCCCUCAUCGAACUCGACUGGCAACCCAUCGGCCACAGCUGGCUGACCGCCUCGGAAUCCCGCGGCGGAAACGCUCUCGGUCUCGACUCGAACCAGAUCUACCUCUGCUACGCCGAAGUGGUGGAAUGGAUCGGCGAAGCCUAUGAUGACAUCGUGGACGCAUGGUUGCAGGAAACCACCGAGAUGAUUAACAAUGCCACCAAGAAGGCGGGGCUGUUUGAUGCGUUCAAUUAUAUGGGUGAUGCUGCCGGGUGGCAGGAUAUUUUCGGGGGGUAUGGGGAGAAGAAUUUGGAGAGGUUGAGGACGGUGGCGAAGGAGUAUGAUCCCAAUGGGGUGCUGCAGAAGGAUGGUUUGAUGAAAGGAGGGUUUAAGGUUUUUAACUAGACCUUAAGUCCUCUUUUCUAGAAAUUGGGGAAAUAGAUAUGAAGUAGUAUGUGAUAGGGGUAAUGUGGGGUAGCUCAGGGGUAUGAUUGGAAUGCUUAUGGUAAUGAUAGACCGGGACUGG